AUGGGGCACUACUGCAAGGAAAUCGAUUUAAUCGAAAAUGUUUACGUAGCUUCAAGAAGCAGGAGAGAACCUAAAACUCCUACGGCAAAUGACGUCCCUGAGCACCGGCCACAGAUGAACAGCAUUACUGUUUCGAAGAAACGCAACUGGCUACACCAGAGCACUCACAGAGCUUCUCAUAUGGAAGAAGAAAACGCAUGUAAGAAAAUGCAAGGGGCUGUUAUCCAGGUACCUAAAUCUCCCAGUCCAUUACCUGAACCUAAAAUGCAGAAGGUUCCUUCCAAGUCACCUGCAGGGCUGGAAUAUCCCGUGAGAACCUGCAGUUCUGCAAAUGCCAUUCCAAACACUUUCAUACUGAGGAACUGCGCUCUGGACUUCAGUGAGGAUAACGAUGCAGAUGAUGAAGGAGAAAUAUGGUACAAUCCUAUCCCUGAGGAUGACGAGCUAGACUUCCCAAGAUUCUGCUCCUCUGUUGUGAAUAGCUCUGGUACGGCAGACUCCCCAGCUGCCACUUACAAAACCUUGCCUGAGAGUGACUUGGUUACAGCUGGGGGGCCCCAUGGGGGCCCCCCACGCCCCUCAGGGCACAUGGGGGACAGUCAGACAGCUCAGCCUGGCGAGGUGCAUCCGGCCGAAGCCACACGUGUGCCAGAGCACGUACAGCUGCACGGGCAAAGGUUUGCGUGCAAGACCCAGAGUGGGCCAGCUGUGGAAGACAAUCCUACGUUUAAAUAUUCUUCACCAGGAUCUGGAAUCGUACUUGCACCCAAGGCUGACAUGCCAGCAGAAGUUUCUCCUCCAAGUCCCAGUCCUUUGAAAAAAGGUGGAUCAAUCAAUUGGCCUUUCCCUGAUAGAAUUAAAUCUCCCAGAACAGUCAGGAAACUUUCCAUGAAAAUGAAAAAGCUGCCAGAGCUCAGCAGAAAGCUGAGCGUCAAGGGAACCUCAAGCCAUAAUAGUUCUGAUAAUCCUUCUUCCCUGGUGAAAGGUAGCUGUCGGAAUACAAGCCAUACAACAUCUUUGCCAUCUUCUGGAAACUCAACAGCGCUUGACAGCAGUGUGUCGUCGCAACACACCUACAGAAAGAAAAGCACGAGGAGUUCCAAAUCCUCCAGCAAAGGUGGUUACCUCAGUGAUGGUGAUUCUCCUGAACUUAUAACAAAAUCGGGUAAACACGGGCAUGAAACCAAGCUUGGGAAAGGAAAGGAGACCCUUCCAAGCAACAGUAGUAAAAGUGAAAUAGAUAUUGAUGCUUUUAGACACUACAACUUUUCUGAUCAACCCAAGUGUUCUCAGUACAUCUCUGGACUCAUGAGCAUUCACUUCUAUGGUGCUGAAGAUUUGAAACCACCUAGAAUAGACUCCAAAGAUGUCUUUUGUGCAAUACAGGUUGACUCAGUAAACAAAGCAAGAACAGCCCUGCUUACAUGUAGGACAACAUUUUUAGAUAUGGACCACACAUUCAACAUAGAAAUUGAAAAUGCUCAGCACUUAAAGCUAGUAGUGUUCAGCUGGGAACCCACCCCACGGAAAAAUCGUGUUUGUUGUCAUGGAACAGUGGUUCUUCCUACUCUCUUUCGAGUGACAAAGACUCAUCAGCUGGCUGUCAAACUGGAACCGAGGGGCCUUAUUUAUGUCAAGCUGUCGCUCAUGGAACAGUGGGAGAACUCUCUCGAUGGUCUAGAUGCAGAUCGAGAGCCAGUAAUGUUCGGGGUAGAUGCUCGAAAAGUUGUUGAGAAAGAAAAUGCAGGCUUGAUGGUACCACUUUUGAUGCAGAAGUGUAUUCUGGAGAUAGAAAAGAGAGGCUGUCAGGUGGUGGGCCUCUAUCGAUUAUGUGGUUCGGCAGCAGUUAAGAAAGAGCUUCGAGAGGCGUUUGAAAGGGACAGUAAGGCUGUUUCUCUCUGUGAAAACCAGUACCCAGAUAUUAAUGUGAUAACAGGUAUCCUAAAGGAUUAUCUGAGAGAACUGCCCUCUCCCCUGAUAACCAAACAGCUGUAUGAAGCAGUACUGGAUGCCAUGGUGAAAAAUCCCUUGAAAAUGACAGCAAGUGGUUGUGAAAAUGACCCAAGUGAUUCUGAGCACACAGCAGCCCUCCUGGAUUGCCUGCCAGAUGUUGAGAAGGCUACCCUGAAGAUGCUGUUGGAUCACCUGAAAUUGGUGGCUUCUUACCACGAAGUAAAUAAGAUGACAUGCCAGAACUUAGCUGUAUGUUUUGGGCCUGUGUUACUAAGCCAGAGGCAGGAGACCAGCAACCAUAAUAACAGAGUCUUCACGGACUCGGAAGAACUUGCUAGUGCUCUGGACUUCAAAAAGCACAUAGAAGUUCUUCACUACUUACUCCAGCUAUGGCCGGUACGUCAUUCAACUGCCAAAGACCCAACACAUCUGAACGCGUUUCUAGAACACCCGUCAUCCCUGAGUUAUCUGAGACCUAAGAAGCAAAGACCUCAGAUGUUGAAUCUGAGUAGUACUGAAAUGUCUGGGGUGCUUAGGCCAAGACCAGCAGGUCUAGACAGCCCUUCGAGUAACCGCUAUGCGGGAGACUGGAGUAGUUGUGGGGAAAACUACUACUUAAACCCAAAAGAGAGCCCAAGUGAAGCAGACUACGAUGACGUCCCUUCAGAAGACACAGAAAGUGGAGACGAUAACAGCAAAGUUGAUGGGUCAGAUAACCUGAUAAAGCAUCCACAGCCCAUUCCCAAGGAACACACGUUUCGGAGCUAUUUGGCAAUGCAAGCGAUUGAUUCAGCAGUGGACCACAGAGCAAACCUCAAAGACCUGCAGGAAAGUAUUGAUACUCUGAUAGGAAACCUGGAAAGGGAACUCAACAAAAAUAAACUAAAUAUGAGUUACUAAUUCCUGUCCUGCAUGAUGCCUCCUCCUAGUGCUUGUUUGCCCCUCACCUGGCUCCCCAUAACGGCAUGUGGAGUGCCGGUUUCCAUGAACGUGCCAUCGUAAGGCCAUGGCCCACCUUGAAUUAACAAAUCCAUUUUAAGACGUUCCAUCAUGUUUCAGCGUUUUUGUUAGAGGAAUCUGUUGGCCUGAUCCUCUGGUGUUUAAGACAGAAACAUAGAGAACAUGAAGUGAUUCUACAAACUAGCGGCAUUUUCUACCUAAAAAAAACUAUUCACUUGAGCAGUUUGGGCAAUAUCUGACAGACGAUAAGGCAACAUCUCUGCUGUCUGUAGCCACAGCAGAACUCGUUCCUGAGAUUUUAAUUCUGGUACAGAUGCUUCUCUCAGAAGAGGAUUAACGCUGCUUGGCCUGAGAUUUGCAGCAUGAACUUUAGAUAGACUCAUUUUACUAUAUAUGCAAUGGCUGCUAUGAAAAAUGCUUUUUAUAUAUAUAUAAAAAAUAUUUAUAUAUAAAGUUUUAAUUGUACAAAUAUUAAUGUAUUCAUGUAUUAACACUUUUCAGUAAUUAUUUAAACAAGUAAGAAUUAAAUAUUUUUCUAACCUUGUUUGUAUAUAUUUAUGUAUAAACGUGCAUGUGUCUGUAGCCACCUUUGGAAAGGAAAAGAAUAAAAAUUACGUAAGGGUACUAUUUCUAAGAAAACAUGUUUAAGGAUGCCAAGAUUAAGUUACUCCUUCAAUAACAUAGCAUUUGAUUUAGGCACAAAAACAUGUCCAGAGAGAGGCAGGGUGAAUGAUUAAUGUAAAUGACCUUGUGUGUUGCAGGAGCAUCAGUUCACAGGUGUUGACUAUUAACCAUACUUUAAAAAAAAAAAAAUUUUCAGAUUAAUCUUAAGGAUUUUCCAGGAUUUCUAGCAGUGAAUUGUUCUGCUGUCUUUAAAUGGGUAAUAAGUAUGCACAGGAAGGAUAUGAAGGCACUGUUCAUUUUUUGUUUUUUUAUGUCUUUUUGAUACAUAAAGAAGGCCUGGGAGAUGUUUACUUUUUAAAGACUUUUGACUUUGUCCUUGUAACCUCUUACUUUAUUCCUGACAUUUUGAUACUCGUUUUUUCUCCAGUUUUAAGUAGUUUUGCUGAGGUACCUUGGCUGACGGCUGAUUGUUAGAAGCGUUAAAGCUCUCUCUGGAGGAGAAGCAGGUCUGAGAUCCUACACAAAAGCAGUUAUUUUUUCCCCUGAGUCCUUUAGUUAAAUUAGUCUCUGAAAAAUGGAAAGCAGAGUUUUACGCAGCCUGGGGCACGUGGGUGGGAUUGCAGCCUGCGGUGGCUUGGUUAGAUUCAGCUAUCACCGUACUCUGAGACCAUCUUUUAUCUUUAGUCGUUUACGGUGAACGAUUAAACAUUUCGUUUUAACCAAACCCACUCUUUGUUUAACCAAAAAUAGUUACCAAAUUGCUCACAGGUUUUUGAUAGUUGCUCUGACCAAAACAGAAUCACAAACUCAUUGCUUUUCCUUUGCAGGACGCUCUCAGUGAGGAGCGGGGGAUUUGGGAGGGUGGGGGCAAGAUGGUUAUUUUGUUUUGAGACUUCAAACACCAAGUCUUUGUCAACUGGCAGGAUAGAAUUUAAUUUCCUCCAUCUCUUUGGUACCAUGUUGGCAUCCCACCGUGCCUUUCCAUUCACUAUGUGGGUAAGUGCUUUUUUGCUAACCACCUACUUCCAUAUAUUGCUUAAUUGUAGAGUUAUUUAUUUGCAGUAGAAAAGGA
Molecule: messenger RNA, 4609 nt
Organism: Struthio camelus australis
Lineage: Eukaryota; Metazoa; Chordata; Aves; Struthioniformes; Struthionidae
Source: RefSeq, a predicted model, not a curated record